UCUGCUCCGCCUCUGCCCGUGCACCAACUUUCAUAUAUGGCCGCUCCAAUCACCAUGCAGCUAUAUUAUGUGUAUUGCCAGCCAGGCACAGCUAGCCAAGGACAGUUACCUGUAAACAACAUCGCAUCGGCAACAACAGCAACUGUUCCUCCAGCUCCUCCACCCCACAGCUGCGCUCCAAAAAAGCAGCAAACCAAACAGGGUGAAGACCAGGCUUACGUUAAGAAGCCCCCAAAUGCCUUCAUGCUGUACCUUAAAGAGCAGAGGACAAAGGUGAAAGCAGAACUAAAUAUCAGUGACAGUGCAGCUGUGAAUGCAGCUGUGGCAGAGAGAUGGAGGUCGCUCUCAGAGAAGGAGAAGAAAAAAUACUUUGAAGAGGCGGAAGCACAAAAAUGUCAUCACGCCACAGAACAUCCGAAUUGGUCAACCAAAGAGAACUAUGGCAAAAGGAGGAGGAGCGUCAGCCAUCGUAACUGCACCAAAGAGAGGCCUUAAUUUGCAACUCCAGUAAGAAAUCUAAAGGCACGGGGCUGAGAUGGAAGUCACUACUGAGCCUUUUAGGCGUACUUCUGUUUUUAUUUUUCUGUUUUUAUGUGUUUUUAUUACUUACAUGUGUUUUUGCUGCUUUGACAUAUUAAAAUGUAAUCUGUAAAAAUGUCCACUGAACUGGAACAUAUGUUACCUUAAUGCCAUUAACGAUUCCCUGCAUUUAACCUUUAAAAGUAUGUUAGUUUAUGUACUGAUAGAAAUUCAGUCUCCAGAUUUGUCCAGAGUGCCGCGGACUGAUCUACUCAUUGCUUUGAAAGCAUACCUCUGUUUCAUCUCCCAUUAUGAGACUCUACUGUUUGCUGGCUGUUCCUGUAGUAAGGAUAUAAACUAUAAACACGACUUUUAAUGGUA
Messenger RNA from Neolamprologus brichardi, 900 nucleotides. The record is from RefSeq and is a predicted model, not a curated record. NCBI's taxonomy places the organism in Eukaryota, Metazoa, Chordata, Actinopteri, Cichliformes, Cichlidae.